Messenger RNA from Rangifer tarandus platyrhynchus (Svalbard reindeer), 738 nucleotides. The record is from the annotation of a GenBank genome assembly. NCBI's taxonomy places the organism in Eukaryota, Metazoa, Chordata, Mammalia, Artiodactyla, Cervidae.
AUGAAUGAUUGGAUGCCCAUUGCCAAGGAGUAUGACCCUCUCAAAGCUGGCAGCAUUGAUGGCACCGAUGAAGACCCGCAUGAUCGCGCCGUCUGGAGGGCGAUGCUGGCACGAUACACCCCCAACAAAGGCGUCACAGGGGACCCUCUCCUCACCCUGUUUGUGGCGAGACUAAACCUGCAGACCAAAGAGGAGAAGUUAAAGGAAGUGUUUUCCCGCUACGGGGACAUCCGGCGGCUUCGGCUAGUGAGGGACUUGGUCACAGGCUUUUCGAAGGGCUACGCCUUCAUCGAAUACAAAGAUGAGCGUUCUCUGCUCAAAGCUUACAGGGAUGCUGACGGCCUGGUCAUUGACCAGCACGAAAUAUUUGUGGACUAUGAGCUGGAGAGGACUCUCAAAGGGUGGAUUCCUCGGCGACUCGGAGGAGGUCUGGGUGGGAAGAAGGAAUCUGGGCAGCUGAGAUUUGGGGGGCGGGAUCGGCCUUUUCGCAAACCCAUUAACCUGCCAGUUGUGAAAAAUGACCAGUUCCGAGAGGGGAAGAGGGAGAGGAGGGAGCGGUCUCGGUCCCGAGAAAGACACUGGGACUCCAGGAUGAGGGACCACCGUGACAGGGGCAGGGAGAAAAGGUGGCAGGAGAGAGAACCAGCCAGGGCAUGGCCAGAAGGUGACUGGGAGAGAGAGAGGGACUUCAGAGAUGACAGGGUCAAGGGGAGGGAGAAGAGGGACAGAAGCAAGUAG